AUGCUGCGCCCCCCUUGCACGGAUCACCUGACGUGGGGGACGACUUCGGGGUCUGGGAGGGACGGUGCUGGAGCGAAGCCUUCGCUGCUGCUGCGCUUUGCGAGGGUGGGCAAACCCGGCCCCAAGGAGAUCCCGCAGCAGCUCUCAGGCGGAGAGCGAGCUCGUGUCUCCCCGCCGGGCGCUGCUGCUGCCGCCGCGGCCGGGCGGCCCUGGGAGGAGGCCAAGGCUUUCUACGACAACCUCGCUCCCAAGAAGAAACCCAAAUCGCCAAAGCCCGAGAACGCCAUCACCAUCGCAGUGUCGUCACGGGCACUCUUCCGUAUGGAAGAGGAGCAGAAGAUCUACAACGAGCAAGGGGUGGAGGCCUAUGUGAAAUACCAGCUGGACCAUGAAAACGAGCCCUUCCUCCCUGGCGCUGCCUUCCCCUUUGUCAAGGCGCUGGAAGCUGUCAACAUGCAGCUGCGUGAGCUCUACCCUGACAGCGAGGAGCUCUUUGACAUCGUCCUCAUGACCAACAACCAUGCCCAGGUCGGGGUUCGCUUGAUCAACAGCAUCAACCACUAUGAUCUGUUCAUCGAGAGGUUCUGCAUGACGGGAGGGAACAGCCCCAUCUGUUACCUCAAGGCCUACCACACCAACCUCUACCUCUCCUCUGAUGCCGAGAAAGUGAGUGGGGCCAUUGAAGAGGGGAUUGCUGCAGCCACCAUCUUCAGCCCCAGUAAAGACCUGGAGGUGUCGGAGAACCAGCUGCGGGUAGCGUUUGAUGGUGAUGCCGUGCUCUUCUCAGAUGAAUCUGAGCAGAUCGUGAAGGCUCACGGCCUAGACAUGUUCUUUGAGCAUGAAAAGGCUCACGAAAACAAGCCUCUGGCCCAGGGACCUCUGAAGGGCUUCCUGGAGGCCCUGGGGAAGCUGCAGAAGAAAUUUUAUUCCAAGGGAUUGAGGAUGGAGUGUCCUAUUCGCACCUACCUGGUCACUGCCAGGAGCGCUGCCAGCUCGGGAGCCCGGGCCCUAAAGACUCUCCGCAGCUGGGGCCUGGAGACAGAUGAGGCUUUGUUUCUGGCCGGGGCUCCCAAGGGACCGCUGCUGAGGAAGAUCCGGCCGCAUAUCUUCUUCGAUGACCAGAUGUUCCAUGUGGAGGGAGCCAAGGAAAUGGGCACCAUCGCUGCCCACGUCCCUUACGGCGUCGCCCAGAAGCACAAGCGGACGGCGCAAGACAAGCAAACCCCAAACAGCAAAUAGCAGAGCUGACUGGUCCCGCAGCCUCGGGCACGUGCCCGCGCGGGCUGACACGCUGCACAGACUUUGCCUCCGGGCACCACGCACUGAGUUAGGUCACGGUCUGCAAGGCGGAGAGCAUUUGCCCUGGCAAGCGCGAGGUUAUUCCCUUGCUGGAGCCUUGUCCGGAGCACAGUGGAGGAAGGAGUUAACAAAAGGCUUCUUUUUGCCUGUAUAUUCUCUGCAAUGUCGUGACCUUGUGCUGCUGGCCCAGGGCUGUUCCCUGCCCCAUUCCACGUGGGGCCGGAAGCUGUCCCUCAACGGGCAGCCCCACGAACCGUUUCCCUGUUCGUACACGCUCUGCACUUGCUUCAGACAAAGUCUUUCAGGAUGGCUCUCCCCUUUUUUGGACCGUUUGUGCCAGGCAGGUUUGACUUAUUGGCAUUUUUUUAAAGCCCCUGGGGAAUUCUCAGUCCAGGUCCUUGAUUUAAAAAAACAAAUGUUUGGGCUGAACUGUUGAACUGAAAAGUUGCAUGUGCUCAAAAACCUUCUUGCAGCUUUGAAACAAAAUAUUGUCUCCUUUAAUUAAAUGUAAACCAUAAGACUGUUCCCUCAGUGGGAAACUCCCUGACAGAUUCAGCCCCUGUUCCCCAACCAGAAAAUCUUUCAGGUCUUUGUCCUUCCAUCAAGAUUUGUCAGUGCACCAACUUUCCCUUCAUGCACUGAAAUUUGGAAAAACAGAAACAAGCACUUAUUUAAAAAAAAAAAAAUUGUUUCCUGCUUGUUGCUUUGGGCCAAUAUAUUGUUGGCCCAGGUUUUUAAGGAUGGGUUUGACAGUUACAAGAGUUAGCACUUAAAUAUCUCAUAAGGCAUCCAAAGCCCAGCCAUUGUAUGUGCCUUCCAGAGUCCUCAGGAACAUGCCUACGAUUUGAAUUAAGCUAAAAGCAGGCCCUAAUAUAUUAGGGACAGCGUUUGAAGUCCAUUAGGUAAAUCUGCAGGGAAUCUGAGCCUGGGUGGGUGGGGUUUAAUUAAAAGAUUUUUUUUUUUUAUUUUCUAUAAGCUGAGGCCAUAGGAGUUGAUAAUCUUUUUCUCCUCAGCUUCUUAAAAUCUCUGGUGUUUCUGAAAAUAGACACCUCUGCUAUUGACACACUGAGAAAGAACGAAAUUCCCAAUUUAAAAACUGGAAGAGAAAUCAGUUGGAGAGCUGCUCUAAAAUCGGUGUGAAAGUCGCUCUGACGCUAUUGCACAAAGCCUUGUUGUGAAGGAUGCUCUCAGGAUAAAAACUUUUUUGAAUUACUUAUUUCUUGUGCUCUCUUGCUAGGCAGCACAAGUGACAGUCUGGUAUGAAGGAUGCCCAGUAUUAUCCGAUAGUAUUUUCCAACUUUGCCAAACAAACGGCAUGGGCUGAAGUUUUCCUGGGUCUGUGUCUGCCUCUCACUCAACUUUGCAGGGAGAUUUCAGCUAAAACAGCUCAGCCUUUUCUGAGAGCAAGGCUAAAGCUUAAGUUAUAGCAUUUUGGACAAAUAUAUAAACAAGCUAAUGAUAUCUUCA
This is a messenger RNA of Struthio camelus australis, 2766 nucleotides long. It is a transcript of the gene NT5C1A, whose product is annotated as 5'-nucleotidase, cytosolic IA. Gene Ontology annotation, biological process: adenosine metabolic process; nucleotide metabolic process. Gene Ontology annotation, cellular component: cytoplasm; cytosol. Gene Ontology annotation, molecular function: 5'-nucleotidase activity; nucleotide binding; magnesium ion binding. Lineage: Eukaryota; Metazoa; Chordata; Aves; Struthioniformes; Struthionidae. The record is from RefSeq and is a predicted model, not a curated record.